GUCCUCCGUCAACCUCUCCGCAUCCAUUCCACCCAACCCACAACAGGCUUCCUCCGCAGCGGCUACUGCGAAGUCCCCUACUCCGACGUCGGGAACCACUCCAUCGCAGCGAUCGUCACCGACUCCUUUCUCGACUUCUCCGCUGUCCGCGGCAACGACCUCCGCCGCGCCGGGCUGACGCAGGGCUGUAAAUGGUGUCUCUGCGCCGCGCGGUGGAAGGAGGCGUUGUGGGCGUAUCGGGAGGGGAGGGGGAGAGGGGAGGAUGUGCCGGAGGAUAUGGUGCCGAAGGUGGAUUUGGAUGCCACGAAUGUGAGGGCUCUGGAUGUGGUAGAUGUGGAGGAUCUGAGGAGC
Molecule: messenger RNA, 351 nt
Organism: Eremomyces bilateralis CBS 781.70
Lineage: Eukaryota; Fungi; Ascomycota; Dothideomycetes; Eremomycetales; Eremomycetaceae
Exons: 3
Source: RefSeq, a predicted model, not a curated record